This is a messenger RNA of Pimephales promelas (fathead minnow), 3292 nucleotides long. It is a transcript of the gene g2e3, whose product is annotated as G2/M-phase specific E3 ubiquitin protein ligase. Gene Ontology annotation, molecular function: ubiquitin-protein transferase activity. NCBI's taxonomy places the organism in Eukaryota, Metazoa, Chordata, Actinopteri, Cypriniformes, Leuciscidae. Gene Ontology annotation, cellular component: nucleus. The record is from RefSeq and is a predicted model, not a curated record.
CCAACCAAACGCAAGCAGAGGCGGACUUUCAGGGCCAGAGGGAAUUUUGAAUUUAUAUCAUGCUAUUUACACUCUUAAUACGCACACACAAAUUAGCAUAAUUGUAUUAAAACUCCGACUACAUAGGAGUAUGUGUUUUUAUCUUGAGGGUUGAAAAAUCUAGAUGACGGUCGUGAAAAGUGCGUCUAAUGGCGGUUACUGAACUAGCCAAGCCAGUAGCAACAGAACGCUGAUUAAAAAGCUCUUUAAAUCGCCAUUUAAAAAUUUCGUAAAGUUUUGCUUCAUGGACGCCGCCUAAUACACAAUAAUGAAAGCGAUGAAAGAGGAGACUACUGAAAUAAAUCAGAUUAAGGACGACAAAGACCUCAUUUGUAGUCUUUGCAAGAGGUGCGACGACAUUCCAGAGAAAUAUGGGGAGAAGAUCACCCUUCAACAGCACAACCUGACUGUCCACUAUUUCUGUCUGCUGAUGUCCAGUGGAAUAUGUCAGAGAGGGGAGGAGGAUGAAGAUGUCCAUGGCUUUCUCGUGGAUGACAUAAAAAAGGAGAUCCGGAGAUCUUCGAGGCUGAGGUGCAUGCACUGCAAAAAAGUUGGUGCAUCAGUGGGGUGUUCCAUCAAAAGCUGUCGGCAAAUGAUCCACAUGCCUUGUGGAGUAGAGCAAGAGUUUAUUUUCCAGUUUACUGGCUUGUUUCCGUCUUUCUGUAAAAAACAUGCACCUAGUCAGUCCUGCGUCUCCAGCCCCUCUCUGCCCCUCUCCUGCUCCAUCUGUCUUGAGCCCAUUGAACCUGUCCUCUCCUACAAUGUCCUCAAGUGUCCUGCGUGCCAUGGAAGCUGGUUUCACAGGGAUUGUGUACAGCAUUAUGCACACAGUGCUGCAAUGUUUUUCUUCAAAUGCACACUCUGCAAUAACAAGGACCAGUUUCAGCAGGAAAUGCUCAGAAUGGGAAUAUAUAUACCAGAGCGGGAUGCAUCAUGGGAACUAGAGGAAAAUGCAUAUGGAGAGUUGCUGCAAGUGUACCAGCACUGUGAUGCUGUAAAAUGUCUUAGUCACAAAGGUCGUAAACACAGCUCACAGUCAGGGUUGUUUGAAAUUGUUCGUUGUAAGUUGUGUGGAUCCAGGGGAACUCAUCGAAAGUGCUCCAACCUUAGGCUUUACGACACCGACUGGGUUUGUGCUGACUGUAAAGCUGCUGUUGAGGAAAACAAGUCUGUGCAAUUGGCAAACCAUGUUGAAUCACCUCUGGCUAUAAGGCAAGAGAGGAAGAGGCUGUUUAAAAACAUCUCUGACUUUCACUCUUCGCUCAUCGCUAAAAGGCAGCGUGUGCCAGCCACUUCUCCAGAGGUCUUAAUGGAUCUGGCCUGUCAGAUAUCACUGCAGCAGUCCACAGAGGUGCUAGUGGUAAAUGAUGAUGGGGUGAUGGAAGCAGCGCUGCAGGUGCUGCGGCAAAGUGACUUUAAUCCCUGCUGCACACUUUCUGUGAAAUUCUCCAAAGACAAACUGAACAACAACAUUAGGAAUCAGCGUCGCUUUCUCAGAUGUCUUGUUUCGAAGCUGCAGAUGUCAGAAAUCUUUGAGGGACCUGAUGGAGUUAAAAACCUGGCUCUGAACUCAAAAGCUCUGAGGGAUGAUCUCUAUUUUGAAGUCGGCAGUCUGUUAGCCAUCUCUUUGAUUCACGGAGGUCCUCCCAUAGGAUUCUUCUCUCCAGCACUCUACCAUAGUCUGUUCAAUUACCCCACAAACUACAGGCCUACUUUACAAGACCUCGGAGACACUGCUUUUGCACACAAAAUCAGACAGAUUGCAGAAGCAAACUCAAAGAAGGAGCUGAGACAUGCAAUGCAGUCAGCGUCACAAUACUUGGAAGCAGCAGGCUGCUGGCGAAAGAUCAGCAAACUCUCUGAGAAGGACAUGUUGGUGGAGGAUGUACUAAAUUUCUACCUGAUCAUCAGACUACAGCUGCCUUUGCAGAGAUUUCGUGAAGGUUUGAGGACCCUAGGACUGUUUGAGCAGGUUCAGAUGUGUGCAGAGUCCUUCUAUUCAGUCUUCUGUGGGCCUGUGGAGAGGCUGACUGCUGAAUCUGUCAUGGAACUCUUUACUGCCCGCUUUUCAGAGGAAAAAGAGCAACAAGCAAACGAAAACACAACAAUACACUAUUGGAAACAGUUUCUUCAAGAGUGUGACGAGGGUCGGUGUGCAGCAUCACUUGAGGACAUUCUAACAUUCGCCACUGCCUCAGAUUUGGUUCCGUCCAUUGGAUUCAAACCCACCCCGUCCAUUUCAUUCUUGAGCUCACCAGACCCCUCAUGUGCUUUUCCUCAGAGCUACUGUGAUGCCAAUCAUCUCAUUCUGCCCAUACUACCGUCUUAUGAGCUCUUCAAGAAACAUUUGGAUUACACAGUGUGUCAAUUCUCAGUUAUGCAGGACAUUUGAAAAAAAAAAAAAAACAGAAAAGAAAGGGAAAAACCCCCCAUCUAACUAGAUAUUUCUGUAGAUUCAUGGUGUGCUUUUACCUAAUGAUUUACAAUGAUGCUUGAAGUCUAUUUAUUGGGGUUAACACGUAUUAUAUAUACUGUGCUAUUUUCAACCUAACUCACAAUAGCAUUAAUUGAUCAUAGUUGCUCCUGAUUUUAUUUAUCAGCAGUCUGAUAUAAACCCAGGUGUUGCUAACUCCUCACCGUUAUGUAGCAUUACAAUUAGAAUAACUCAACAGAGAAGAAAGCAUUUGACAGCUUUGCUUUAAACACUAUUGGGGCAUCAACUAGAUAUCAAUACAUGUUCUACUACACAAUCUUAGAAGUGAUAAGAUUGUCUGCCCUUUGUAUUUUCAAAAAAAUUGUGUAGGCUCAUAAGUGCAUCCAUUGGAAUGUGUAGCUAAUAAAUGACGAAGAAGCUGAUUUUAUCAGCCACACACUUUUUUUUAGCAUUUCCAAAGAUUAAACUCUUAAGUAGAAAAUUUGUGUUCUUCUAUUCUGAACAGAGUUGUUAUACAUCAAUGGUUUGUUUUUUCAUUCAAAAACAGUUCACAAUAACAAGGUUGCAAUUUCCUGGUAGCCACAAGAUGGUGCAAUUGCAAGUUUUUUUUGCCACACAAUAGCUAUAUGAAUUGGUUAUUAAUGAGUUAAAGAUCUAACUGUUUGUGCCAGAGAGCCAUGUUAGAAUCACACAGAAUGCAGGUGUGCAUUUGUUCUUGAGUAGUUUUUUUCCUCCUGAUGUAGUUUGAGAGUGCAUGAUUACUUGCCAGGUCUAUGUCUAUCAUAACUUAUUAAACUUUUUUUACUUUUGUUACCCUCA